Molecule: messenger RNA, 8031 nt
Organism: Pseudophryne corroboree (corroboree frog)
Lineage: Eukaryota; Metazoa; Chordata; Amphibia; Anura; Myobatrachidae
Gene: FLOT2
Product: flotillin 2
Exons: 12
Coding region: 489-1745 (418 amino acids)
Biological process (GO): regulation of myoblast differentiation; protein localization to plasma membrane
Cellular component (GO): flotillin complex; plasma membrane; cytoplasmic vesicle
Source: RefSeq, a predicted model, not a curated record
CCUCGCGUCCUCCCGCCUGCUGCCUCCACAGUCCACACUGAGUUGGGAGCCAUUCACCAGCCCUGACCCCGCCCUCCUGUCGUCCACAGCCUGUAGCCGGGGGCCGCUUCUCAUUCACUGCCGUCCUGUCCCCUCCCCUCCCUGCUGCUGCUGCUGCUUGCGCCGCACGCCUCACUGAUUGGGGGAAGGGAGAGAGCGAGAAGGAAGAAGCAUUAUCCUCCGCCUGCCUAUUCCCGAUAUCUGCAGCCAUGGGGAACUGUCACACGGUGGGACCCAACGAGGCGCUGGUGGUGUCUGAGCGUUGGAGCUUCCUUUGUUUUCACGGGCUGUUGUCACAGUAUUUACGGCAGUGUGUCUCCAGCAUUAGGCCUUAAGAAUUGAGCAUGGCUGGUACCCUGAGUAGACACACAAUAAAGGUCUGAAACCCAUUUUGAAACGUGGAAAAUAAGCAGGCAAUUCCAUUCAAUUGGAUAAAGGAACCUUCCAAUAUGAUAUUUAAGCCUAUGUGUGGUUGCUGUGGAUCCGAUUCUAAACAGUAUGUGUACGGAGGAUGGGCCUGGGCGUGGUGGUGUAUUUCUGACACAAAACGGCUUUCCCUAGAGAUAAUGACGCUACAGCCCAGGUGCGAGGACGUAGAGACGGCCGAGGGGGUAGCUUUAACUGUCACAGGUGUGGCCCAGGUGAAAAUCAUGACUGAAAGGGAACUCCUGGCCGUGGCAUGUGAGCAGUUCCUGGGAAAAAAUGUCCACGAGGUGAAGAAUGUUGUUCUACAGACACUGGAGGGCCAUUUGCGGUCUAUUCUCGGUACACUUACAGUGGAACAGAUUUAUCAGGACAGAGAUCAGUUUGCAAAGCUGGUACGGGAAGUGGCAGCUCCUGAUGUUGGCCGAAUGGGUAUUGAAAUUUUAAGCUUUACCAUCAAGGAUGUGUAUGAUAAGGUUGAGUAUUUGAGCUCCCUGGGUAAGACGCAAACUGCUGUCGUUCAGAGAGAUGCCGAUAUUGGAGUGGCUGAAGCAGAACGAGAUGCAGGCAUUAGGGAAGCCUUGUGCAAGAGGGAAAUGCUGGACAUCAAGUAUCUUGCCGACACUAAAAUGGCGGAUUCCAAACGUGCGUUUGAGCUGCAGAAGGCAGCGUUCAGCCAGGAAGUUAACACUAAGAAAGCAGAGGCUCAGCUGGCUUACGAGUUGCAAGCAGCUAAGGAGCAGCAGAAGAUCCGUCAGGAGGAGAUUGAGAUUGAGGUUGUACAACGUAAGAAGCAGAUUGAUGUAGAGGAGAAAGAAAUCGUCAGAAUGGACAAGGAGCUGAUUGCCACGGUCAGAAGGCCAGCAGAAGCCGAGGCGUACCGGAUGCAGCAGAUUGCUGAAGGAGAGAAAGUGAAACAAGUGAUGAUCGCUCAAGCAGAGGCUGAGAAAAUCCGUAAAGUUGGAGAAGCAGAAGCGUUGGUCAUUGAAGCUAUUGGAAAAGCAGAAGCUGAAAAAAUGAAGCUGAAAGCAGAAGCCUACCAACAUUACGGGGAAGCUGCGAAGAUUGCUUUGGUGUUGGAGUGCCUGCCUCAGAUUGCUGCCAAAGUGUCUGCUCCCCUGGCCAAAGUGGAUGAAAUUCUCAUUCUUGGUGGAGACAACAGUAAAAUAACUGGUGAAAUGAACCGUUUGCUUGCUGAAAUUCCUGCCUCCGUUCAAACCCUCACUGGUGUGGAUCUGACCAAGAUCCCCCUGCUCCAGAAAGCCACUGGCAUGAUGACAUAAGGAUGAGAAUAAGCCGCCUGACCUUCUUUCACUUGAGUGAAAUGCCUUCAAAUACGUUGGGACUCUGUUUUAUACAGAAAAGACAAUUUCAGUUACAUUUUUAUCUGGUGCCUUAGUUAUCAGGACCAGAACCACAGUUUAUCAUAUCAUUUUAAGUUCUUUUUAGUUGUGUCAAAAAAAUUAUUUUUUUAGCAAAAUCAUUUUUGUUAUGUGGUGAUUUAAUUCUGUUUCUAUUAUUCAAGUGGUUUGCUUGGCAGAGUUCUGAUUUGGCUGGAGUUGCUACCUCUGUGCCUUCAGGCUUCUCACCCUUCUGGUGUUUUACCACUUUAUCAGUGCUGCCAAAAUGCUGCUUUUCAUUUUUAAUGCAAGGACUCCAGCCUAUUUUAUAUACAAGUAGUAGGUAGCACUGAUCCACUGUGUGAGUAGUUGUGCAUUGGAGCUGCUAGCUCUGUUAACGAAAUGACCCAUGUAUAAUCACAGUAAAGACAUCUGGCCUUGGUUACGGUUCUUCAGCACCGCACGGAAAUACUAUGCAGUUACUGUCAUUUGUGUGUAUUGGUAGCUUGGAUUGCUGAAUAUCGGUCCUUUUGUAACACGGCUCCAUUCACACACACACACUGCUUACUGCUGGUGCACCCGCCUGAUCUCAUGCCUCAAAAACCUUAUAUUCCUGGUUGUUCCCUCCUUACCUAUACAGUUUUAGUUCCAUACGUUUUUGUUUAAGUACAUUGGAAUUUUUUCUUACACAUUAUUUGAGUCUUAUAAUAUGUCCCUGUUAUUAAAUUAUAUACUAAUUAUACUUUAUUACACUAUAUUGUGUGGUACAUAAGAUAUUUACUAAAUGGUAGAUGUUAUCCAAUAUGAAGAUACUCUUAUUAAUCAGAUGUCCAUAUAGUCUUUGAAGUACUAUCCCCCAACUCUAAUAAGCAAAGAUAUAAACUUAUAUGACAUAGUGGUGUUCUAAUGAAUUGUGCUAUUACGUUUCUGCUUGCAUGAAAAUAAAGUCUGAUAGCUAGCUUUCAGUGAUCCCCAGCUGCAGAAGAAUUGAAUCCCACAAACUAACCUGGUCCUCUAAAGCUUUCCCUUCCUUGGCCUCACCAAAGACUGCACUUUGUGCCCAAUGUGCAUGAACAGGGCUUUCAGCGUUUAAUUAGGCUUUUAUCUGCUCUAUGAAAACUGCCGGGGAUAAAACGGGCGGGAACAUGGGGUAGCCACAGGUGAAAACAUGGGUACGUUAAUGGUAGCUAUUAAAGGCCCACUGAAGAUAUCCCAUUUCACUGGUGAUUUUUAUAUAUAUAUAUAUAUAUAUAUAUAUAUAAUAUUUUGAAGUAAGCAUAGUUGACAACACUGUUCGUGUCCCCCUGGAAGCUGUAAUUCAGUUAAGGGUAAUGUUGACUGUUCUAUAGCUAUAGAAUACAUAUUCAUGUUCAUUUGUGGGAUCCGCUUUUAUUUCCCCAGAGAUGCCUUACAGUACAUCAGAGUCUCCGAAAACUUUUCAUUCUGUAACCGAUAGCAACUGUAAAGCAGUCUUGUAAUAUUUUCUGUUUCUGUAACAGUGGCUUUUCCAAAUAAUGCCAAAUCUGUAGCUAAAAUACAUACAUUUUGUAAUAAAAAAUUUUGAGGGGAGGAAUUACUUUUUGCACGGACAAGUUAUAAUGCUUCACAGCCGAGCCCACCAUUGGUUACAGUGCUUACUGUUGGGAUUUAAUUGCUAAUAAUGUGUUUGAAGAAAAUUUGGUAUCUAUAUUCUCAGCAGCUGGGAUAGUACAUAGCCAUAUCUAAGGAAUGCUGUUUAAGACUAGUUGCUGAAAAAAAUCUAUAGAGCAAUCUAUAUAUAUUCCAAAUUAAGAAUGGAAGUAAACAUUCUUUAAGUGCAUCUAACCUCAGAGAAGGUUUGUUCUCUGAAUGACAUGAACUUGCUGUCUUUGUGACUUUAGGAAGGUGCUCAGUGUGUUGGUGGUAUAAGCAGCUCCUAGUGAGCUUUGAUAGACUGUAAUCUCACAGUCAUCCUGCACCCACAAUUGCUGCCCCCGAGUAAUUACUGUAGGUGUCCAGUUGACCAUACUCUGGUUUCAGGGUUUUGUUUUUUUUAAGACCGAUUUUCUUUGAUUUAAUGACCAUCUGCUUGGCUAUCAGUACAAACAAGGCAUUUUUGUUGGCCAAGUACAACAAAUAUUGAUGUACAACUUUCUAAAGAUCCAUCCCACUUCAAUUGGCAGUUUAGUUAUAUAUGAUCUAAUAAAUGCAGAUGUGAUGAUUUGGCUAUGGGUGUAUAUCCCACAGAGAAAGUAUUUUUAUUAUUUCAGUCUUGUUAGUCAAUGCUUCUGUGUUCACAAGUGUAAUGUGUAACGUCACAAAUUCAUUGCUUAGUUAUUGAAAAAAACAUUCUCUAUAUGUAUGUUUUCUUUGUGUAGUAAAUCCCUUAAACCAGAUUUCUCUGGCAAAUAUGUGAAUUUUUAUAUUAAAGCUGAUUUCUCCCUGCAGUUUUUUUUUUUCACAGCCUUCUCAUUCAAGCAGCUGUCAGACACAACGCCAUAUUCUCUUGAACCCACCGUGCCUCCGUUAUCUCCAGUUCCAUGGUGAAUUACUGUAUAGGCUAUAUUCUAGGCAUACCCAGAACCUCAGUCCCCAAGGGCUCAUUUACACUGCUCUGUUAAUCACUUUGGCUCUUGGGGUCGCAUUGUAGCGCAACAAUUGACAUUUUGCGACUCAACUGACCGUUCUGUUGUGAAACAGACAAUGACAUUUUUUUAUUUUUUUAAAGUAACACAAAAUAUGCUUUCAAUAUUACUUAUUAUGGGAACAUCUAUGUUUGAGUGUUGCAUAUCUGCAAAGGACUGCAUAGAUGGGGCUAGCGCUGUUCCACAGGCGUUGAUGAGUCCAGCAGGGAAAAAAGUGGAGAAGUUGCCCAUAGCAACUAAGCUAACAUUUAUCAAGUACAUUGUAUAAAAUGAUGGGCAGAAGCUAAUUAUGUGCUAUGGGCAACUUCCCCACUGGUCUAAUUUUCCACUCUUUGGGGCUCUUUUAUCAACAAAUGAUAAAACUUGUUGCAUAUGAUAAAUGAUGCUCCAGCCAAUCAGCUCCUAGCUGUCUUGUAUAGAUGCUGUCUAGUGUUCGAAAAAUGAAAGUUGGGAGCUGAUUGGCUGGAGCACCAUUUAUCACACGCAACAAAUUUUAAUACUCGUUGAUAAAUAGGCCUCUUAGUAUGAUAAUUAGGCUGCCUUGGUUUACACCAUAUCAUCUACUGAUAAUGGCACAGGUAACAGAAGGACAGUGUAGCAUAUGAGGUGGGCUUAUCAUUUUUCUUAAGAAGUAAUAUUAAGUAGCACCGUAUAGAUCAUUUCGUUCAUUUGCAUUGUCUCUGCCCCAAUGAAGCACCUUGUAAGGGUACAAACAGACCUUUAACAAUACAAAGUUUUAUACUGUAAUUUUUCAUUCAGAAGGCACCCAUACAAUAUAAUGCUGUGAAAAUAAGCUAUGAUCCAAAUAAAACAAUUUAAACAACAUCCAUGACCAGCCUGCAUGACCGGAAGCAAGCAUGAUUAAAGUGCACCUACACAGAGGAGGUGGCCAUUAUGUACUUGCAGUGUUAUCAGUUCACUAGAAAUCUGUGAUACUACUGAUUGGAUUGGUUCAUGUUUUGAUGGCAUAGCCAAGUCCUAGUAAGUUUGGCUGCAUUCUCACGAAUGUCCAACACGCACAAUAAUUACCUGUGUGUUCUAUCAGUGGGCAUAAAUAGGCUCACGCACACUCUGAUUUUCAGUCGUUUUGGCACAUUUAUAGAUCUUUUUCUUACUGCAAACAAGUUUUAGGACCUGGAUUCAGGUAUACUCUUUUUUUUUUUUUUUUUUUUUUUAGCUUUUUAUUUAUUUAGGGUUAUUUUUGUUUUUCUAGAUUAGCGUACAUGAAGAAUUUUUAUUUGACAUAUGUAUUUAAAAAUGUUACCUUAUUUCUACUCCGCAUUUAUUAUCUACAUUACGUAUGUGCCCAUCCACUUUUUCCCCAUCCACUUUUUCCCCAUAUUUUUUUAAGCCAAACCACCCCUCACCUCUCCGGCAGAGCUGAUAUCCAAGAGAUACAUACUGUAUAUACCACUCACUGCAAUGUCUGUAAAGCUGAUUGGAUUAGUCAAGGAAAGCAUCCAGCCAGCCUUGUUAUAGUUAGACUGGGGAAGUGAUUAUUCACACACUGGCAGGGGUUGUUUCUCCGGAACUUCAAGCAGCUACAGAACUACACUACAUUUAGGGGUAUAUUCAAUUAAAGUCCGAUCCUCUCCGACGGAGAGGAUCCAACACUUCACUAUUCAAUAGCGGGCCGUUUCCCCUCCCAUUCCACCAUUCGUUUCCGCUCUCUCUUAUGGGUGAAAAUGAAUAGUCGAAAACGGCACGUUUUCGUCCGCGGCGGGGUCGAAAACACAUGGAUUCCGCUCAUCCGUGUGUUUUUCGACUUGACGUUUUUUCCGCCCUGAGGGAAAUUCCGACACUUCAAUUGAAUAUUGAAGUGUUGGAAAGUUCAGAUUAUCGGCGGAAAUUGCCGUCUUUCCACCCUGUCGGAACUUCCGAUCGUAAUUGAAUACUACCCUUAGUUUGGCAGCGGGCUAUACUUUUUUUUUUUUUUUUCUCUCUCUUUUAUUGAAGAACAUCUAAAUCUGUUAUGAAACAAAUACAUUUCCUGUACUAGAAUAUAUUUGAACAGUGCUAAAUUUUAGCUUAUAUUUUUAAGAGUAGCCUGUAUACAAAGUUGUAUUAGAAAUUAAGCAAUGCUUCAAAAUCAUUGAACAUGUUUUUUUUUUUUUAUUAAGAUUAUUUCAGGUAUUUGGAAACCUUAUGCCAAAAAUAAUUUUUGGUUGAUUAGUUACACUAAAAUGUGUUCCUAAUAAAAAUAUCCAUUUCAAAAUCUGUAAAUAUAUGGGGAAAAAUAGCAUUCUCUUUGUGUGUUUUUUUUUUUUUUUUUUUUUUUUUAUUCUGAUAGAAUAGAUCUGUUGAAAUUAGAUUAAAGGUGGGUUGCAGAUUUUAUAUACUUGUGGCAAAAGUAUCCAGUAGUGAAGGAGGUGUUGUGAAUAUACGGUAUGUUCAAAAAACACAAUGGCUGCUUGUAAUUCCCGCCGCCUCGGUGACUUAAUAGGCUUGCACUCUUAUUUUCAUGUAAAUAGUGGAAACACUGAGUAUGUUUUUUACUUUUAGAACCUUUAGGGGUGACUUUUGCUUCCUCCUACUAAGAGGAUUAGUGGAAAACCAUCUUCAACAUGCAAAGAAAUUGUGUUACAGAAUAAAAGAUUAAAUGUUUUCUAAAGUUUAUUUUCUAAUCCACUAAAUCAAAGUUUAGUCCGUGUUUUAAUUCCCCACCGAGGAUUGUAAUUUAAGCAUAAAUUUGUAAUUUAGUUUUUAUGUGGCCUAUUUGAAUUCCUAACUUGUUGCUUGAGCCUUAACUCCUGCCACUUACUUAUUCUGGUCCAGUGCUCUGUUUAGUACAAAUAAUUGUUAAUAGCCUUAUCUAGCCAAUAUCUGGUUUCAUAAUGACUCCGUAACUGUGACCGUGUGUAGAAUUCCCAGAAUUUGUGAAACAGGAAUUACCACGUGAUCGGGAGUACGUUCAAGCCAUAAAAUUCCCUCCACACUUUCUUGUGAGUCCUAAAAUAAGGUAAAAUCAUAAUAAGCAACUGUUCCAAAGUGCUCUAUAAAUUUAGAGCCCCUGAACUGUCUCGGAGUUCUUAUUUUCCCAUAUAUUAGAUUUGAGUUUGGUGGGGAAACCAGUACACACAAGGUGCUCUAACAAUGGACAGGGACAUUUCUGACAAUUGGUGCAAAGUAAAGUCCUUCAAGUUCUGUCAUGUUUCUAGUGCAGUUUGGAAAGCAAGCAAAUUGAUUGGUUGCUUUUUAUAAUAACACUAGUUUACAAGUUUAUUUUUUAAAACUUACUUUAGCACAAAUGUUCAUGAUGUGCCACAGUAUAUUUAUUUGGGAGGAAACUAAAGCAUUGCCGAAAGGCGUACUAUCACUAUUCUAUUUGGCGAUGUACAUAAGUAUAUGGCUAAUUUUCAGGCUGAGGAAAUGUUAGAUUUGUCAUGUGACCUCAGGGAAAGGUUUUUGGUAGUCUGAUCUGUCGUCUACACUACCCUUUGUAUAAUAAAGAAGCUGAUAUUCAAUGACUGUUAUGUGAAUCCACGUUAGCUGCAUGUGAAAUGUAUGUGCACAGCAUACACCAUGAUACUUUAUAUUGUUCAUGUCGUGACUUUGCAAGUAUUUCAUAUAUAUAUAUAUAUAUAAUAAAAUCCCAUGCAACUGAA